This is a messenger RNA of Somion occarium, 1286 nucleotides long. The record is from the annotation of a GenBank genome assembly. Lineage: Eukaryota; Fungi; Basidiomycota; Agaricomycetes; Polyporales; Cerrenaceae.
GCCCUCUUUGGGGCCGCCGGGAACCUCGCAGAAUUCAUAUAAAAGGGCGCGUUUCCUCCUUCAUAUUCUCUAUUCGCCCCCGCGCACUCCCAUGGCUUCUUCCUUCGGUCGUCUCCGUCCCGUAUCGGACUCGCCUUCUCCAAGCACCAGUACCACCACCAGCAGCGACCACACCCCUCCUCCUCGCCAUGGUCAGUCCCAGCAUGUUAACUUGCUUCCGCCAGCAUCCGCAAACCGUCGCCCCAUGUCCCCGACGUCUAUCCGCGACGUUGACUUGAGUGGUCAGGACAGAGAUAUGCCCGCUCGUAAAUGGCCCACUCCACCAACCGGGCAUGAGCUAAUGGCACUCUUCCCUCCUGCACCACCCCUUAACAUCCUUCCAGGGCCAACUAGUGGUUACUUUCAGCGCGAGGAGCGCGCAUUCUUUGCUCAGGCCGGUAAGGAGAUUGUCCGAGUGAAGAUUGAAGUCGACAUGCCACAGAACGGCGAAGGUGAUUUCGAAUCAAAUAAAUCUCACCUAUCACGUCAAAGCUCCGCUUCGUCGCAUCGGCAACACUGGUCGCCGUCGAGCCAACAGCAUCCAAACAGCUUCGCUCAUGCGUCGCCACGAAGUGUUCCUCCUUCCUCGUAUCCUCACAACGAGUCUGCUCGUCCUGCGCGACAAGGACCAGUGCCGUUGACAGUGCAACCAGUCUAUCCGGCUUCUUCGCAUAUGUCGUCACAUACUUCGAAUGCACCUAUGCCGCCACCACCCAUGCCUCAUCGACCUGGAUACCCUGUUCGGUCUCCAAGUGAGGAUCAUCCAAGCGGACCACUACAUCCAAUGAGAGAGCCUAUGGCUGAGGAAUAUCGAGACGAAUCAGAUGAAUCGUGGCGUACACCUAUGCCCCAUAACCAGCGACGACGUGCGGGAAAGCACACGAAGCGCGUCGUCGUCAAGUAAUGGUCCGUACUAGCACCGGUGAGAAAGUUUCCAUGCUUUGGUGGGUCCCAUCGUCGAUCUGACACAUGUGUGAGCGCAGUCUCAUAUCAUCUUCGUUAUUGUUCAGCCGCCGUCGAAUUGCUGUCUGUGUUGUGUCUAACGUCUUCUGGCUCGCCUGUCCUCCCUUUUUGUUCUUGAUGAUCACACGUCCCUUCCAUUUUGAUGACAUAUGUACCAUAGACAAUCCAGCCUCCAUGUCCGCCUUUAGCAAUAUUAUCCAGCGCCUUGAUGCUUCCUGUAGUUGAUAACACGAUCAUAGACAUAGUACCAUAGUGUAUCAGAAAUAUACCACUAUACCUCGCUA